CGCUGUGAUGUCACAAAAAAGAGCAUGACGGGUGGGGUGCAUGCGUUGUUUAUGACAUCGUGAGAGCAUCGGCGGGUCAGUGCGUGCGUGCGUUUGCAUGAUGCUGUGACAUCAGGUGUACGCAUGAGAGGUGCUGUGACGUGAUGACAGCAUGGCGGGUCAGAGGAGGCGUACGCAUGCGCUGGUCUCUCAAAGUGGUGCACCUCAGUCACAGGCCUCAGUAGAGGUCCAUGCAGCACAGAGAAAGCAGUACCUUGCCCACUCUGCUCACUGGAAUGACCUAUACCCUACCUGUAUCUCAGUUAUACAAUAAAUUAUAUAAAAUACAGGUAAAGGUAGUCCAAGUUGUUCCAGGGAAGGCUGCGGAUACUGUAAAGUUUUACGAUGGAUCAGGAGAAUGUAGUAUCAUGGAGGGAGACAGUGAGACCUCCUGUGGUAGCAGCUGUGUUGUCUCCCUUGCUGCUGCUGGCCGACCUCGCACUUAUUGCUGUCUUCAUCUUGCGACAGAACUGGAACGCUGUCAUUCUCUUGUCUGUGGUGUUCUUCUGUGGGACUCAGGCCAUAUACUGGUACUUCAGAACAAAGAGCAUCUUAACCAACCGUCAACAGGUCCCGCAAGUUACUGAGGUGCUGAGACUUGCUCCACCUGUAUUGCAACUGUACUGCAUCCGUUCCGAUCUAUUUUGCUCUACGUCGAGCUGAGACGAAACUGUGUCGACCUUUGUUGCACCUGGUUCACCUCCGAGUGUCGUGUCUGCUCCACAGAGUCACUCUCCCAGUCCACAUACCACCUCAGUCCCCCGCCAUGGAUGCUGCCAGCACAUCAGUGAUAAAUUCUGUAUGAAGGAGAAGGGACAUCAAUGUGAUGGUGCUGUCAUCAGGAAGUAUCACGACAACGUGAUCAGCAAAAAGCUUUUAUCACUGUUGCGGACCACAUUUAUUCUUGCAAGUUGAGUGAUAGCUGCCAGACUUGUCAAAGAUGGUGAUGUUGCCAUGGCUGACGUUACCACUGAUUCUGAAAGUGUUUCCUUAGUCUGGACACCACUGGAGUUGCUCCCCCUCCCCCACACUAGUGACCUCUGCUCAAUCCAGUGGUGAGUUCUGUCAGACAUGUGACUCACAGAGAGUCUCCGAGAAUCCAUUACUAAAUUAUAACAGUAAUAAUAACUA
This is a messenger RNA of Cherax quadricarinatus, 1170 nucleotides long. NCBI's taxonomy places the organism in Eukaryota, Metazoa, Arthropoda, Malacostraca, Decapoda, Parastacidae. The record is from RefSeq and is a predicted model, not a curated record.